This is a messenger RNA of Aphanomyces astaci, 1856 nucleotides long. RefSeq lists its product as hypothetical. NCBI's taxonomy places the organism in Eukaryota, Oomycota, Saprolegniomycetes, Saprolegniales, Verrucalvaceae. Bases 43 to 1731 code for a protein of 562 amino acids. The record is from RefSeq and is a predicted model, not a curated record. The transcript is spliced from 3 exons.
CUUGGGUUGGUCAGCCUGUUUUUUUCCGUCGUUGUCCAUCACAUGGGGUUUUGUGGCGAGUGCGGCGCCAAGGACGAAGGCGGCAAGUUCUGUCCCGAAUGCGGUGCUCUGUCCAGCGGCAACGCAGGUCUCUUUGGCGACGCCUCGACGGCGCUGUUCCCCUCGGCUCCUGUACCACCGCCUGCCGCGAGCUCGGUGCGUGUCGAUGCCGAGAGGAAGGCGACGGCCGCUCGCGAAAUGGCCGAGCAGGCGCGGCAAGAUGCUGCCAAGGCCGCCGUGUUCUUUGAGGAAACCGAAAAUCGUCGGCUCGAGGACGCAUUCCGUCUGGAGGAGCAGCAACGCCUCAUCCAUGCCGCCAACCAGCGCGAAGAUAUCAUGGCGCGGCAGCGAGAUGCCCACGCGAAACGAGAAGCUGCCGAGCGGCAAGCCGAGGAGGCGCGGCAACGUGCCAUCAAGCUUCGCGAAGACGCCGCCGCGGCCACUCGCCUCAUGGAGGAGCAGAACCGGCGUCGCGAAGAAGAGCACGCACGGCAGUUGGAACACCAACGACAGGUCGAGAUGGAACGUCUUCGAGCGUCACAUCUCGCCGAAGCCGACCGAGCCCGCAAGGCCCGCGAAGAUGCCGAGGCCAAGGCUGCGGAAGCCAAGGCAGCCGCGGAAGCGUUGCGUCAAAAGGCGAUGGCGGCCGCGGCAGCCUUGGAGGACCAACGUCGUGCGCAGCAGCAACGGGCUCUGGAGCGAGAGGAGUCCCGUCGGUUGCGGGACGAGCAGCGGGAACGCGACGCGCAGGCCGCCCGGGCCACGGAGGCGCGGGCCCAGCGGGAGGCGGCCGAGCGGCAUGCCGACGCUGCGAGGGCCAAGGCCGAGCUCCUUCGGGCAGAAGCGGUUGCCGCUGAAGCGAACCGUCUGCAAAAGCAGUCGAGUUUGUGGCACUUGCAGCAACAACAACAAGCCGUCCCGAUGGUCAGCAGCUUUCAAGAGCUCAGUGUCCAAGACACCUCAGCAGCAUGUUCGCAGUGUCUGGCGCCGUGCAAAGCAUCGCAAAAGUUCUGUCCGAAAUGUGGCUUCAAGCGCGUCGAGGCUGUCAUCGCUUCUGCCCCUGCGCAGCAGCAACGAGUGGCCGAUACAUCCUGCACCACUUGCCAUGCUGCCCUCAAAUCGACCCAAAAAUUCUGCCCCAAGUGUGGGACGCCUUCGGCAAUAACUAGCGCGCCAAUUCCCCCAGUUAAAACCCUUCCAGUUGCUUCUAUCGUAGCAACGCCGCCAACUACUUGCCCGUCGUGCUAUACGACCUUGAACGGCCCCCAUAAGAAGUUUUGCCCCAAGUGCGGCGCGCCGGUUGCUUCUGCCGUGCCCCCCGUCGCCCCAUCCUCAUCUUCGUCUUUUGCUGGGGCGAUCCCCCUCGUAUCGUCGACAUCGUCGUCCUUCUCGGGGGGAAGUGGGCUGCCUUGCCCCGCGUGCCGCUUUCAGUGCAAACCAAACGCAAAGUUUUGUCCUGGCUGUGGCUCAAAGUUUGGCUCGCAGCCCACUGCAGACCAAAUCGCGACAAUGGAAGCCGACGACAACGAAGUCCGCCGCAAUAUGGCCACUGCCCAAGCCAGACUCGAUGCUCAGAAACUUUCCGAGCAACAAAGUCGAUCGUUCGCGUCGUCGUUAGCGGCCCAAGCGCAAGCUGCAUCGGCUUCUCGCCAGCCGGCUCCCCCGACUUCCUCGAACUAUGCGUUGUUUUAACGUGAAUAAACGUGUGGUGGGCAAAGGCCGCCAUGCUGCACACAUGAACACAAACACUUUAGUUGGAGUCACGCACCCUAAUAUUGAAUAAACGUGUGGUGGUCAAAUGCCGCCAUGUUGAAAUA